Molecule: messenger RNA, 2730 nt
Organism: Elephantulus edwardii (Cape elephant shrew)
Lineage: Eukaryota; Metazoa; Chordata; Mammalia; Macroscelidea; Macroscelididae
Gene: NCOA7
Product: nuclear receptor coactivator 7
Exons: 15
Coding region: 1-2730 (909 amino acids)
Biological process (GO): regulation of transcription by RNA polymerase II; response to oxidative stress
Cellular component (GO): nucleus
Source: RefSeq, a predicted model, not a curated record
AUGCUUAGAUUGAAAAAGAAAAAACAAGCCAAGCAAAAUGCAGAGACAGGGUCAGCUGCAGCUCCUAGGAGUCAGACUGGAAAAGACGAUGCUAAUACGUUCAUUUCAGAACAAGACAAGUGCAACAUCGCUGCAGAAGAGGAGGAAUAUAUGGCCGAUGAGAAAAAGAAGAGAAAAAACAAUCAGUUAAAGGAGAUCCGACGGACAGAAUUGAAGAGAUACUACAGUGUUGAUGACAAUCAGAACAAAACACAUGAUAAAAAAGAAAAGAAGAUGGUAGUCCAGAAGCCACAUGGUACCAUGGAGUACACUGCGGGAAGCCAGGAUACCCUCAACUCCAUAGCACUGAAGUUUAACAUCACCCCGAAUAAAUUAGUAGAACUGAAUAAACUUUUCACUCACACCAUUGUUCCAGGCCAGGUCCUUUUUGUGCCAGAUGCCAACUUCCCUGCCAGUACCUUAAGGUUAUCAUCAUCUAGCCCUGGUGCUACUGUCUCUCCUUCAUCAUCAGAUGCAGAAUAUGACAAGCUGCCUGAUGCUGACUUAGCAAGAAAGGCCUUAAAACCCAUUGAACGAGUUUUAUCAUCUACAUCUGAGGAAGAUGAGCCAGGAGUCGUAAAAUUUUUAAAAAUGAAUUGUCGAUACUUCACUGAUGGAAAGGGUGUAGUUGGAGGCGUCAUGAUUGUCACUCCCAACAACAUCAUGUUCGACCCUCACAAGUCCGAUCCUCUGGUAAUUGAAAAUGGGUGUGAGGAGUACGGCCUCAUCUGCCCCAUGGAAGAGGUGGUUUCCAUUGCCCUCUACAACGACAUUUCCCACAUGAAGAUCAAAGAUGCCCUGCCCUCUGACCUACCUCAGGAUCUUUGUCCUCUGUACAGGCCUGGAGAAUGGGAAGACCUAGCUUCUGAAAAGGAUAUCAACCCCUUCAGUAAGUUUAAAUCUCUUAAUAAGGAAAAACGGCAGCAGAAUGGAGAAAGAGCCAUCAGUACAGAUGCCAAAUCAACAAGACCUUUGGAAAAGUCAGCUGAUGAUAGACCUGUGAAGUCCUCAGUCAGCCCUGUAUCAGGAAAAUUAGAGAAACUCAAGCCCUCCCUAGAGGCAACCAACAGAUCUUCCACAGUGACUGGAGUCAGCAAGAAACCUCCUGACACUGCUUUUGACUCUACAGCCAAAGAAAACUCUCUGUUAGUGGAAGAUGAUGACUUUGUUGACUUAGAGGAACUUUCGUCUCAAACUGAGAGUGGGAUGGACAAAAGAGAUAAUGCAAAGGAGUGCCUUGACCCAGAGGAUCUAAGGAAAGCUAAGUCACAAAUAAUUAGUUCUGCUACAGAAAAACAGAUGCAGUCAACCCUGAACUUUUCAGGAGCAGAGAAUGAUGCUGAACUCAAGGGGGCCUUAGAUUUAGAAGCCUGUGAAAAGCAAGAUAUAAUGCCAGAAGUGGACAAGCAAUCUGGCUCCCCGGAAAACCAAGUGGAAAACACACUGAACAUACACAAAGAUUUAGAUAAAGUUAAACUUAUUGAAUAUUACCUUAAUAAAAACAGAGAAGGGUCACUGUCCCCAGAAGACUUGCAGAAGACAGAAUUAAGUGACGACAAAAGUACUGGACCCCUAGGAAUAGACAUUACUCUUAGCAGUUCUCUUCCCCAGGCAAAUGAUCUUCCAACUGAGGGAAAUAAAAAGCCAGAUAAAACCUGGGUGAAAGAGAUCCCACCUCUUCCUCUGCAACUGGGCCCUUCUACAGAAGAAAAUAUCAUUAAAGAGUCCCAAGACUCCUCUUUGGAAUCUUCUCUGGACAACAGCUGCCAAGGUGCACAAAUGGAUAAUAAAUCUGAAAUUCAGCUGUGGCUAUUAAAGAGAAUUCAGGUACCCAUUGAAGAUAUACUUCCUUCAAAAGAAGAGAAAAGCAAGACUCCUCCCAUGUUUCUGUGCAUCAAGGUGGGAAAACCAAUGAGAAAAUCCUUUGCCACGCACACUGCCGCCAUGGUCCAGCAGUAUGGCAAACGAAGAAAACAACCCGAGUACUGGUUUGCCGUUCCUCGGGAGAGAUUGCAGACUAUAGUGGUCACCAUGAGAGUUCGAAGACUACCCCUGGACAUUCAGAUUCUCUAUUGUGCCAGACCUAACCAGGAACCUUUCGUGAAGAUCAUCACCGUUGAAGAGGCGAAGCGCAGAAAGAGCACGUGCAGCUACUAUGAGGAUGAAGAGGAGGAGGUGCUUCCGGUCCUGCAGCCGCACAGCGCGCUCCUGGAGAACAUGCACAUAGAGCAGCUGGCCCGACGUCUUCCAGCACGGGUGCAGGGAUAUCCGUGGAGACUUGCAUAUAGCACAUUAGAGCAUGGCACCAGCUUGAAGACUCUCUAUCGGAAGUCAGCAUCACUAGAUAGUCCUGUCCUACUGGUCAUCAAAGAUAUGGAUAAUCAGAUUUUUGGAGCAUAUGCAACUCAUCCUUUCAAGUUCAGUGACCAUUACUAUGGCACGGGUGAAACUUUUCUCUACACUUUCAGCCCCAAUUUCAAGGUCUUCAAGUGGAGUGGUGAAAACUCAUACUUCAUCAAUGGAGACAUAAGCUCUUUAGAACUUGGUGGUGGAGGAGGACGAUUUGGCUUAUGGCUAGAUGCUGAUUUGUACCAUGGUCGAAGCAAUUCCUGCAGCACUUUCAAUAAUGAUAUUCUUUCUAAAAAGGAAGAUUUCAUAGUUCAAGACCUAGAGGUAUGGACAUUUGAGUGA